This is a messenger RNA of Cyprinodon tularosa, 3622 nucleotides long. It is a transcript of the gene arhgef7b, whose product is annotated as Rho guanine nucleotide exchange factor (GEF) 7b. Gene Ontology annotation, molecular function: protein binding; guanyl-nucleotide exchange factor activity. The record is from RefSeq and is a predicted model, not a curated record. The coding region runs from base 1 to 2550 and encodes 849 amino acids. The transcript is spliced from 22 exons. NCBI's taxonomy places the organism in Eukaryota, Metazoa, Chordata, Actinopteri, Cyprinodontiformes, Cyprinodontidae.
AUGACUUCGACCGAGCAGACGGUAACGUGGCUAAUUACUCUGGGGGUCCUGGAGUCUCCUAAGAAAAGCGUAUCGGAUCCUGAGGCUUUCCUCCAGGCGUCUCUGCAGGAUGGAGCCGUGCUGUGCAAGCUGCUGGAGCGGCUCAGACCUGGGACGGUGGACAAAUUUUUCCAGGAGCCAAGGAGCGACGGCGAGUGUCAAAGGAACAUUGCGGAGUUUAUAAACGGCUGCGGAGCUUUCGGUGUGGAGCCUUUUGAAGUGAACGACCUCCUGCAGGGACUGAACUUUUCCAAAGUACUGAACUCCUUAGUCGCUCUUAACAAAGCUACUGAAGAUCUGGGCGCCUCUGGAGACGGUGUGUGCGCGCCGCACUCCUCAAGUUUAAGAAUCAAAUCGUUUGACUCUCUGAACACUCAAAGUCGCUCGUCUAAGCUGCAGCAGCCUCAGUACCGCAGCCUGGACAUGUCCGAUGGCAGCGUGUGUGGCCAGUUGCUGGUCAAAGCGCGUUUUUGCUUCCAGGCGACCAAUGAGGAUGAACUCUCCUUCUCCAAGGGUGACAUCAUCUGUGUGACCAGGCAGGAGGAGGGGGGCUGGUGGGAAGGCUCACUGAAAGGCAAGACUGGGUGGUUCCCCAGUAACUAUGUUCGGGAGCUGAGAGGAAGCGACAAAACAGACAAGCAAAAGUGUGGGACUCUAAAAAGUCCACCAAAAGGUUUUGACACCACCAUCAUCUCCAAGACCUACUAUAAUGUGGUGCUACAAAACAUCCUGGAGGCAGAGAGUGAAUAUUCAAGGGAGCAGCAAAGUCUCCUGGGGACGUACCUUCGCUCCCUUCACCCCACCGACAGACUCAGCAGCGUUGACAUCAAUCAUAUUCAGGGGAAUCUGGAGGAGAUCUCAACCUUUCAGCAGAUGCUUGUUCAAUCCUUGGAUGAACAGACCAAACUUCCAGAGGGCCAGCAGAGAAUCGGAGGUUUCUUUCUGAGUCUGAUGCCUCAGAUGAAGACCAUAUAUUUGGCUUACUGCGCCAAUCACCCAUUUGCAGUCAGCGUGCUCACACAGCAAAGUAAGGAUCUUGAAGAAUUUAUGGAGUCAAAGGGAGCACCUAGUCCUGGUCUCUGGACACUGACAACUAGUUUAAGUAAACCCUUCAUCAGAAUGGAAAGAUACCCAGCGCUGCUGAAAGAGCUGGAAAGACACAUGGAUGAACAACACCCCGACCGAGCUGACCUCAACGCUGCCAUGGCAGCUUUUAAAAGCCUUGCUGCUGAAUGUGAUGAGGUGAGGAAGAAAAAGGGCCUGGAGCUGGAAAUUCUGACGGAGCCAAUCAGAAACUGGGAGGGAGACGAUAUCAAAACUCUCGGCCCUGUUUUACAUAUGUCUCAAGUCAAAGUUCAUACACAAAACUGCCAGGAAUCUGGCGAAUGCUACCUCCUCCUGUUUCCUCACUCUUUGCUCAUGAUCUCAGUGAGCCUCAGGAUGAGUGGGUUCAUAUACCAGGGGAAGAUGCCGUUAUCAGGAAUGCUCAUCUCUAGAAUCGAAGAUGGAGAAAACUUGAAGAAUGCUUUUGAAAUAUCUGGCAGCCAAUGUGAGCGCACGCAGAUAGCAUGUAAAACUCAGCGGGAUCUGCAAGACUGGUUGGACCUUCUCACCAAACACACACACACCACUUCACCUCAUGUGCACAAGCCUCAGGCUGUUUAUCACACACUGCCCUCGCAUCCUGUCACCCCCUCCAGACACUCUAGAGGGGAGAGCGGUGGGAGCCCUUACCACACUCUGCCUCAUCCUUUGUCGUAUGGGACAAAUCACAUUAUUAGCCCCAUGUUUGGAAGCCUGGAGCCACCAAGCACUCCCAAACCCUGGACUCUGAGCUGUCUUCGCCCUGCACCUCCGCUAAGACCCUCUGCUGCUCUGUGCUUCAAAGAGGAUGUAAGUAAAAGUCCCAAAAACAAAAGGCCUCUGCUCCCUACGAUAAGAAAACCAGAGAGGAAACCAUCAGAGGAAGAUUUCACUACCAGAAAAAUCACAGCAGCUCUGGAGGAAGAUGCUCAGAUACUGAAGGUGAUCGAAGCCUACUGUACGAGUGGAAAGACUCGUCAGACUCUUAAUUCCACAUGGCAAGGAACUGACCUCAUGCACAACCAUGUGCUGGCUGAGCCCAGCUUCUCUGUGGCUGUGAUCCCCAGUAACCUGCCGUCUUCUGAGCAAUCAGAAGACUCUGAUUAUGACAGUGUCUGGACUUCUCAAAGUCACAGGACCGCCUCGUUUUCCCGCUCCAGCAGGAAAGAUGUUCACAUGUUGUUCCCAGAAGAGGAGAAGAUUAUCGUUGAAGAAACAAGGAGCAAUGGGCAAACUGUAGUGGAGGAAAGGAGCCUGGUGGACACUGUUUAUAGCCUCAGAGAUGAGGUUCAGGAACUAAAACAGGACAACAAGAGAAUAAAGAGGACGCUAGAGGAGGAGCAGCGAGCAAGAAAAGAGCUGGAGCGAAUUGUGAGGAGGGUCCUGAAGAACAUGAAUGAUCCAACCUGGGACGAGACUAAUCUCUGAAACCAGUACAGAUCUGAAACAGGGACCAAUUUCUGAGUUUUACGUCAUCAUAUGACGAGAGACGUUAGCUGUGCCGACAGAAGCUGCCAGCAGUUUUUGCCACACUUCAGCAUACGUCCGUUUCAUUCAACUAACCCCUCAAACUAAGCCCUGUGCCAAAUAAUGGACCUAGAACUUGAAGCCAUCUAAACUGAACACGAAGCUUUGAAGCCAUAACAGCUGGUAGAAAUUAGGACAAGACAUUUUGCCCUUAUUCUCUUCUUCUCAACUCUUAUUAGACUGUUUUUUUUGUUUCUUUAUCAGUGUUUCUGCCUUUCCUUUGACUGGUCGUAUAUAAUUUCUUGUAUUCAAGGAAAGUAUUGUUAUCUACACUUUGUGAAUUAAUAGGACGGUUAUACAUAGAUUCCAACUUGGAGAAACAAACAAUAACUUAUUUUAUUCACUCAGGAUGCAUUUAAAGGGUUUCAUACACAACUUAAAACUUCAGUCUUUUUAAGCGAUUUAAAUUUUAUUUUACCCUUGAUUUUCUAUGAACGUCUAAGGACUAAAAUUAUAUUUAAAGGCUCCAAUAUAUACAUACACCAAAAUAUUGUUAAAAAUCCUUGUGCAAUUAUACUAAGACCACAAAUGCUCGAUACAACAUCAUCUAUUUUUUGAAACUAUAUAGACAGAAAUGGAAUUUAGAGAGGAGGACAUAUGCACCAAAGGUCCCUUUACAAUUCUGCCAGAGACUUGUUGACUGCUACUAAAGUAUUUUAAGCUGGUCUCUUUAAGAGCUCUCUGUCAAGAUUACAGCAACUCCAAAUGAUUUCAGUCUUCCUGAUUCAAUUCUUGCUUUUAAAAAUCAUAAAGUUUCCUGCUGCAUAUUCAGUCCUGGGAGAAGGAGGUCAUGUGGUUCAUUCCUAUUAGGAAUGUGUUUGAACUUCUGAACUGUGUAUUUCAACUUUUCAUGGACUAUUGAAGCAUUGCACCUUAAAAGAACUGACAAGCCAGCUGUAAGGUUACACCAAACGGAUUAUAAAUCAGUAAAUGAUGAACCAGCAUGUAUAAAGACUAUUUAGCUUUAAAAAAA